AUGGCAACAUUGAUGGCGGACGAGGUGAUUCUUCUUAAUUUCUGGCCGAGUAUGUUUGGAAUGAGAACAAUGAUUGCUCUUGAGGAGAAAAAAGUAAACUACGAUUACAAAGAAGAAGAUCUAUCGAACAAGAGCUCCUUGCUCCUCGAGAUGAACCCGGUUCAUAAGAAAAUCCCGGUUCUCAUCCACAAUGGUAAACCGGUAUGUGAAUCUCUCAUCCAGAUCGAGUACAUCGACGAGGUUUGGCCCGGCAAAAACUCUCUCCUUCCCUCUGAUCCUUACGAGAGAGCUCACGCCAAAUUCUGGGCCGAUUUCAUCGAUAAAAAGGUGAAUGUUACGGCGAGGAGGAUUUGGACAGUGAAAGGUGAAGAGCAAGAAGCAUCCAAGGAGUUAAUCGAGAUACUAAAGACGCUAGAAUCCGAGCUUGGAGACAAGGUUUACUUUGGAGGCGAAACGUUCGGGUAUGUGGACAUAGCUCUCAUUGGAUUCUACAGCUGGUUUGGAGUGUACAACAAGUUUGGGAAUGUCAGUAUCGAAUCAGAGUGUCCAAAACUGAUUGAGUGGGCUAAAAGAUGUGCGAAGAGAGAGAGCGUAGCUAAAGCCUUGCCUGAAUCGGAGAAGGUCACUAUGUUCAUUUCCGAGCUAAGGAAGAAACGACUUGGGCUCGAGUAG
Molecule: messenger RNA, 672 nt
Organism: Arabis nemorensis
Lineage: Eukaryota; Viridiplantae; Streptophyta; Magnoliopsida; Brassicales; Brassicaceae
Source: the annotation of a GenBank genome assembly